AUGACAAGACCAGCAGAUACUGAAGACACGUACAACCGUGAAGAGUUAUUUGAUGUGAAUAUUAUGGGGAAGCAAAGUGUUGUACAAGCUAUCAUUGACCCUGGAAGUCAGAAAAACCUGAUUUCAAAGGCAUUAAUCACGAAGCAAUGUACCUUCAAAUUUGCUAUCACCAAUCGAUAUAUUGAUGAGGUGACAUGUGAGGUGGUUCAUUUGGACGUUUGCCAAGUCAUAUUAGGCAGUCCAUAUUUAUGGGACCGAGUUGCCAUUCACUAUCAGAGGCUUCUCAAGUAUCGACUUGUGAAGGAUGGGAAGGAGUUCCACAUCAAUGCUUGCAAGCCUCAAGCUACAGAUAAUUUGCUUACAAAUAAUUUACUGAUAGCUAACCAAGCCAAGAGGUUAGUCAAUUCAUAUGGGCGAUUUGUUUUGUUGAUGAUUCAACCACAAGAUCAGAGUUCUGGAGCUGAUUUGCGUGGUUUGCCACCGAGGAGAGCUGUACGAAACUUGGGUUUGUAUCGCACUUCUGUGAUGGAAUCUGACGAGAUCAAGAAGCAAAUUCAAGGACUUCUUGAACAAAGCGUCAUCAAACCUAGCUGCUCACCAUGUGGUUCACCAGUGUUACUUGUGCCUAAGAAAGAUGGUGGCUGGCAUAUUUGUGUAGAUUAUAAGGGACUCAACAAAAAAACCAUUAAGAAUCGGUAUCCAUUGCCGAGGAUUGAUGACCUGCUAGAUCAACUACAUGGUGCAUGCUACUUCACUAAGCUUAAUCUCAAAUCUAGCUAUCACCAAGUCCGCAUCCAGGAAGAAGAUACUUGGAAGACUGCAUUCAAAACAAAGCAGGGACUGUUUGAGUGGUUAGUCAUGCCAUUUGGAUUAUGCAAUGCUUUAGCUACUUUCUUGCGAUUGAUGAAUGAGCUAAACAGUAAGAAGUGUGAGUUUGGGAAACAAAACCUUGUAUACCUGUACCUGGGAUUCAUUGUUGGUGCAGGAGAAUUGAAAGUGGAUGGGGAGAAAGUGCAGAGAAACCAUGAGGAAUCUUUCCAAUUGUUGAAACGGAAGAUUACAGAGGCCCCAGUAUUAGCAUUAUCGAAUUUGCAAAGACCAUUUGAAGUGGAAGCACAUGCAUUGAACUAUGCUAUGGGAGCCGUGUUAUUUCAAGAUGGGAAACCAGUUGCAUACCAUUCUAAGAUGUUUAGUGGACCGAUAUUGAAUUAUCCGACUUAUGACGAGUUGUAUGUAAUGCAUCAAGCAGUGAAGUAUAGGAGAGCUUACUUAUUGGGAAAAGAAGUUUACAAAAAGGGAGCAACUAAUAAGUUGGCAGAUAUGUUAUCUAGACCACUUACACCAGUUAGUUCCGCAUUGCUGGUGGCUAUGAAAAUCCAACAUAUUGUUCCUUCUGAAUAUGCCAAAGGGUACGACACAUAUGCUAAUUUCAACUUAGCCUAUGCCAAGCUGCAACAAGGAAAGACAAGUGAGUUCCAAUUGACGGAUGGACUAAUGUACAAGGGAACACAAUUUUGCAUUCCAGAAGAUGGCGACUGA
This is a messenger RNA of Prunus armeniaca (apricot), 1539 nucleotides long. The record is from the annotation of a GenBank genome assembly. NCBI's taxonomy places the organism in Eukaryota, Viridiplantae, Streptophyta, Magnoliopsida, Rosales, Rosaceae.